CUGGAGAAGUCGCAGUUGUGGUUUCUUGUGCAAUAAUGGCGAGUACAACGCAUACAAACGAUACAAAGGAAGAAGAAAAACUUACAAUAGCAGAGAAACUAGAAAUAAUUGAUAGAGAAAUCCGAACACUGCAUGAAUUCUGCAAAAAUAAGGGUUACAAGCAGUUUGAGAUUGAAAAAUUAGCCCAGCCAAUUUUGAAACCAGUGAGAGAAGCAAAUAGAAAGAAAUGGUUGAAUAGAUUCAAAUGGGCCGGUAUCUGUGUUCUGAUACUAGCAAUUCUGUUUUAUUUUGAUCCUGCUUACAAUACCCUGUGUAUGAUUGGCAGACUUACAAGUGUCAAGUUGAUAUUGCCAUACUGGGACUGGACAGAGGUGUAUGAUAAAAGCUGUUUGGUGUAUAAUCCCUAUUUCAUUGGAAAACAACUUGAUGAAGACGAUUGUGAGCUAUGUGAGACCACAACUUCGUUGACACGAGAAGAGAAUAUUUCGCAAGUGGAAAUGACAGAGAAUUUUCUGAAGCGUGACAUACCGCUGAUUGUUACAGACGCUAUGUCUGAUUGGCCGGCCAGAGAGAACUUCAGUUUGAAAUAUCUCCAUGAACUUCACAAGAAUGAUCCAAAACUACGAGAUGCAUCGCCAUGUGACUUUACAACAAAUCUCAAGAUUCCCAAUGGAAACCAUAGGGCAUUUCUGAAGAAAGCUGCAAGUGGGAACAUUAAUAACUACUAUGCACAUUGGUCGAACUGUGACAAACAGGCAGCUAAAGUGUUGCGACAGUUCUACAAACGGCCAUAUUUUAUCCCACCUAUGGUAGAGUUCAGAUACUCCAAUUGGCUCUUUGUGUCAAACAAGUUUACAGGAAAGAGAUUUAAGCCACUAUCAAUUGGGUCAGCAGUUGGUGUGAUGAGUGUAGUGAAAGGUCAAUUUGACAUCAAAUUAUUGCCUCGCCCACCCUGCAAUGAAACGUGCGUGGAGCUGACAGAAACUCUCACAGAAGGUGAAAUAUUGGUCUUUACUGACAACUUAUGGUAUCUCGACUACCUUCCAAAUGGGCCUGGAGAAAGCAUUGCAAUAGGAGUUGGAGGCAAUUUUGAUGAGGCAAGACAGCAUUGAACUGAUAGACAAAUGGUGCCAGGGGUGAAAGAGGGGUGUAAUUAGGCAUGAGGAAAAUAUCACUGCAGACAUUUUUCAAUUGAAAUCCUGAAAAUGAAGCCUAAUGCUAAUAUGUAUAUUGCUAUUUACUUCAUUUUUAGCUCGCCUAUUUAAAUUUGCCUCA
Molecule: messenger RNA, 1275 nt
Organism: Owenia fusiformis
Lineage: Eukaryota; Metazoa; Annelida; Polychaeta; Sabellida; Oweniidae
Source: the annotation of a GenBank genome assembly